This is a messenger RNA of Nanorana parkeri, 2295 nucleotides long. It is a transcript of the gene SCML2, whose product is annotated as sex comb on midleg-like 2 (Drosophila). Gene Ontology annotation, cellular component: nucleus. Bases 76 to 2181 code for a protein of 701 amino acids. The transcript has 13 exons. Gene Ontology annotation, biological process: regulation of DNA-templated transcription. NCBI's taxonomy places the organism in Eukaryota, Metazoa, Chordata, Amphibia, Anura, Dicroglossidae. The record is from RefSeq and is a predicted model, not a curated record. Gene Ontology annotation, molecular function: protein binding.
CACUGAGAGAAGUAAGCAGUACAAGUCACGAAACAACCCUAUCGCCAAAAGCUUAGCUUAAGCACGUCAUCCGUUAUGAAGACUGCGGCAAAAAGAACAAAAGAACUGUUUAACUGGGAAGAAUACUUGAAGGAGAGUGGUGCAGUUGGUGCUCCUGCGCUUUAUUUCAGACAGUCUAGGACUCCACCCUGCAACGAUUUUAAAGUUGGUAUGAAAGUGGAAGCUCAUGACCCUCGAAACGUUACGUCUGUUUGUAUAGCGACAGUCAUUGGAAUCUCAGGAGCUCGUUUACGUUUGCGCCUGGAUGGCAGUGAUGAUAAAAAUGACUUUUGGAGGCUGGUGGAUUCCGCUGACAUCCAACAAAUUGGCACAUGCGAGAAAAAGGGAGAUAUGCUGCAGCCACCUUUGGGAUUCCGGAUGAACGCCUCUUCCUGGCCCAUGUUUCUCUUAAGAACAUUAAAUGGAGCAGAAAUGGCGCCAGCAGCUUACUUUAAAAAGGAGCCACAAAAGCCACCCCAGAACCUAUUUAAACCUGGACUAAAACUUGAAGCUGUGGACAAGAAAAAUCCUUUUUUAAUAUGUCCAGCUACAGUAGGUGAAGUGAGAGGAGAUGAAAUCUUUAUAACAUUUGAUGGAUGGAGAGGGGCAUUUGAUUACUGGUGCAGAUAUGACUCCAGAGACAUCUUUCCAGUUGGAUGGUGCAGUAUAACUGGUGAUUCUUUGCAACCUCCUGGAAACUAUGUUUCAGUUUCUAAGAACCCAAGUGCCUCAGUAUCCCCUGUAAAAGCUAUCAGACGGUCCAUGCAGUCCCCUCAGAAGCCUGUGCUGGCGCAGAAAGGAAGGAAGCCUAUGCGCGACAAGCCUCUUGAAGAAGCUCCCAGCCCGUCAAGAAAAGGCAAGCGUCCAAAAAACACCACGCUGGCAAGAAAUGUGCUAAACACUGAUAACCUAAAAAGGAGGAGGGGAUUAAAACCAGGGAGGAAGAAAGAAAUCCUGCCAUUGCAUCAAUCUCUAACUGCCGCCGAAUCGAAUGGAGACAUCAGUAAAUCCCAAAUUAUUAAAGAUGCUGUGAGCGCUAUGAAUUCUCCUAUGGCAGUCAUUUCAACAGUUUGUGUGUAUGUGAACAAACACGGCAACUGUGGACCUCAUCUAGAUAAGAAGAAAGUGUUACAGCUUCCUGAUCAUUUUGGGCCUGGCCCAGUGAAUCUAGUGCUACAGCAGGCAGUGCAAGCCUGUGUAGACUCUGCAUAUCAUUGUAAAGUAGUGUUUGGCUUUCUAAAGUCUGGUCAUCAUGGAGGAGAAAUGAUAACUGCAUCUUUCGAUGGGGAGAAACACUCUGUUCAUCUGCCACCAGUCAACAGUGCGUCAUUUGUAUUACGUUUCUUGGAAAAACUUUGUCACAGUUUGCAGUGUGAUAACCUGUUCAGUAGCCAGCCGUUCAGUCCAUACAUGGGUCCAUUGCAUGGUCCAGCAGACUACGACAGAAACAAAGCCUCUAAAGAGGAGAUUGCAGAUAGGAGCAGCAAAAGAUUUCAGCAGGAACCCCCUCCCUACUCAGCACCCCUUUCCCCAAAGUUGCCCAGGACAGAAUCAUCUCAUCCAUCUGAAGCUGAAACGUUGCCUUUGGAAGAAAAUGAUACUCCCAAAGAUCCAAGGUACUCGGAGGAGUCCAUGGAUUCUGCACUCAAUGCAAUCGACCCUCGCAGUCCUUCCCCUCGAAAUGCAGAGUAUCGCCCAGGGGGAAACACGCCAUCGUUUUAUAGGACCUCUCUGCAGCCUGUGACUCCUACCUCAAAUAGUGCACCACUGAUACGCAGAUCAUCUUCUAGCUCUGCAGGAAACAGCUGUUACUAUGAUACUAGCAGGAACCGGAUACACAGGAGGAUAGAAGCUGCAAGUUCAACCACUGGACCAGAGCUAUGCUCUUCUGAACGGGAAUCCUCAAGAACACAUAGCAAAGAUCCAUCCACCUGGUCUGUGGAUGAAGUUAUACGCUACGUAAAAGAAGCAGAUCCACAAGCAUUGGCUCCUCAUGCUGAACUCUUCCGGAGACACGAAAUUGAUGGCUCUGCAUUCCUCUUACUUCGAAGCGAUAUGAUUAUGAAGUACAUGGGUCUGAAGCUUGGCCCAGCCUUGAAACUAUGCUAUCAUAUUGAAAAACUGAAACAAGGAAAGUAUUGACAGACUCGGCACAAACAGCACUUGUCCAUUGGAUUUACCUCAAAGUUUGCUCUACCUAUCAUCUCUAUGACAAAGCUUACAAAUGCUACAAAUACCUCCUGCGGAAAUUCAGUG